Messenger RNA from Hemiscyllium ocellatum (epaulette shark), 1022 nucleotides. RefSeq lists its product as uncharacterized. NCBI's taxonomy places the organism in Eukaryota, Metazoa, Chordata, Chondrichthyes, Orectolobiformes, Hemiscylliidae. The record is from RefSeq and is a predicted model, not a curated record. The coding region runs from base 1 to 834 and encodes 277 amino acids. The transcript is spliced from 8 exons.
AUGGGUAAGGACCAGACCAGGGGAGGGAAGAGGAUUCAAGAAUUCCUCGCUGACUUGGUGGUACUGGGCUCGCUGCAGGGUUUCCGAUACUUCCAGCCAUGGCUGCGGGGACGUGAGGAGUUGCUGCUGACUGUGGUGAAUGAGGAUUCGAGCUGGCGAUCGGCGAGUUUUCCUGGGAGUCUGGUCAGUCCUCCUGACGAGAGGUUUGGAGUCGCCGAGUUACCCUACGCUGACCAAUCUCUGCUGACAUCACUGCGAUCACAGAAGAGAAUGAGCGGCUGUGGGCACGCUGAUGUGGGAUUGCCUCCAGCAUCUCCCUGUGAUCGGGAAAUUGCGCUCCCAGGACUGAACUGUACCCUCUUUCUGUUGGCUUGCUAUGCCAAGUACCAGUGCCCGUACGUGUGGAUCCGAUCCAAUCACGAGCGUCUCAUUAAAGCAGCCGGUGGGGACUGGGCAUGUAAGGACAGCCCUCUGAAGCUAAACUCCACUCGGGAUUGGCGCCAGAACGGUGGACAGAUUUGGGAGAUUGUGGCUGAGCUAGUGGAACUCUGCACCUGGCCGCCACCAUCGAACCCGUUCAGCCUGGACAUCCAGUACUUUGAGUCACUCCCUCUCAUCGAGAGGUUCCUGGCCACGGGGGCUGUGGCUGACUUCCUCCAGACGAUUGUGAUCCACGGAAACCGAGAAAAGCUCUAUUACACUAAAGUUUUGGAUGAGCUGGAAACCCUGAACCGACUCCAUGUUAAAGCCCUCCACGAGAUGCAAAAACAGAAACUGAGAGCGGUGGAGGCCGAAGCAGACAACGAAGAGGCAAUGGACAGCAAUGGCGUGUGACUGGGCCACUGUCACCUCUCGUUCCAAAACCCGGCAACAAAUCCAGCCAAGAGUAGCGUAGGCAAGUAGACUAACUGGAUGAAGGGAGGGUCAGUGGGGUCACGGAGCUGGGAGUGGAAGAUGAUUUGUAUUUAAUACCCUGGGGUUUGGGUGCAGCUGAAAUGGUGGCAAGAUUCCCAACGCGAUCU